Solenopsis invicta (red fire ant) is the source of this 4668-nucleotide messenger RNA. RefSeq names its product AP-3 complex subunit delta-1 (gene garnet). NCBI's taxonomy places the organism in Eukaryota, Metazoa, Arthropoda, Insecta, Hymenoptera, Formicidae. The record is from RefSeq and is a predicted model, not a curated record. The coding region runs from base 330 to 3911 and encodes 1193 amino acids. Gene Ontology annotation, cellular component: AP-3 adaptor complex; terminal bouton; endosome membrane. The transcript has 14 exons. Gene Ontology annotation, biological process: synaptic vesicle budding from endosome; synaptic vesicle membrane organization; protein targeting to vacuole.
CAACAGUCGAACACGUUGAUGGAAUUAUAUACUCAAUGGGAAAAGAUACGUCAGAUAUAACCCGUGUUUGUCUGCCCUCUUGACAUUUCUUAGGCAUGAUUGCCGAGUAAGCUAUCUUUCUCUGUCCUGCUUGUCUGUCAUUGUCUGUCCGCCACAGUCCGCCAGUCUGUCAAAAGAUGUGAAUGCGGGACGACGGAUUAGGAUUUACAUAUUUCGGUUAACUGUAAUGGUAUCAGGGCCACGUAUCAUACGGCCGAUACGUAAGGAAGACUUCCGAGUCUGGUGUCGCGAGAGCAACGGCAUUUAAUAUUUUUUUUUUAAAUGCGACCAUGGCACUCCGUAAAGUGAAGGGAAACUUUGAGCGAAUGUUCGACAAGAAUCUGACGGAUCUGGUGCGCGGAAUCAGGAACAAUAAGGAGAAUGAGGCGAAGUACAUCGCGCAAUGUAUCGAGGAAAUCAAGCAGGAAUUACGGCAAGACAAUGUGGCAGUCAAAGCCAACGCCGUGGCCAAGUUGACAUAUCUUCAGAUGUUGGGAUAUGACAUCAGCUGGGCUGGCUUUAACAUAAUAGAAGUAAUGUCAUCGACAAAGUUCACUCACAAGCGAAUUGGCUAUCUCGCUGCCAGUCAGAGCUUUCAUGCGGAUACAGAGCUAUUGAUGUUAACAACGAAUAUGAUUCGUAAAGAUUUAAACAGCCAAAAUCAGUAUGAUGCUGGUUUGGCACUGAGCGGUUUGUCUUGCUUUAUAAGUCCAGAUUUAGCACGCGAUCUGGUUCAUGACAUAAUGACAUUGUUAACUUCUACAAAGCCAUAUUUGCGCAAGAAGGCCGUUUUGAUGAUGUAUAAAGUGUUCUUGAGAUUUCCCGAGGCUCUGAGGCCUGCUUUCCCUAGAUUGAAGGAGAAGCUUGAGGAUCCAGACAGUGGUGUCCAAAGUGCAGCAGUAAAUGUAGUUUGCGAAUUAGCCAGAAAAAACCCGAAGAAUUAUCUGAGUUUGGCGCCAGUUUUCUUUAAACUAAUGACAACUUCUACGAAUAAUUGGAUGCUUAUCAAAAUUAUUAAAUUGUUUGGAGCAUUGACACCACUAGAACCUAGGCUUGGCAGAAAGUUAAUAGAACCCCUUACCAAUUUGAUACACAGUACAUCCGCAAUGUCCUUACUGUACGAAUGUAUUAAUACGGUAAUUGCCGUAUUAAUUUCUAUAUCGUCUGGUAUGCCGAGUCACUCCGACUCGAUACAGUUGUGUGUUCAAAAAUUGAGAAUAUUAAUAGAAGACUCAGACCAAAACUUGAAGUAUCUGGGAUUAUUGGCGAUGUCGAAAAUCUUGAGGAAUCAUCCGAAGAGCGUGCAAUCUCACAAAGAUUUAAUUAUGCAAUGUCUUGACGAUAAAGACGAAACUAUAAGACUGCGUGCCUUGGAUUUGUUGUACGGAAUGGUUUCCAAGAAAAACCUAAUGGAAAUAGUUAAGAAAUUAAUGGUACACAUGGACAAAGCUGAAGGCACUAUGUAUCGCGAUGAAUUGCUCUCAAAGAUCAUUCAAAUUUGCUCACAGAACAAUUAUCACUUCAUUACCUAUUUUGAGUGGUACAUAUCUGUAUUGGUGGAACUUACACGAAUGGAAGGCACCAAACAUGGACCAUUAGUAGCAACUCAAUUACUUGAUGUAGCAAUUCGUGUACAGGCUAUCCGAAAAUAUGCGGUUCAACAAUGUGCCUUAUUGCUUGAGAAUUCUUAUCUUUUAACCGGCCAACCGAGGGCAACAAUGUCCGAGGUUUUAUAUGCAGCAGCAUGGAUUUGCGGAGAAUUCUCUAGCGAAUUGGAAGAUCCUUUGGCAACAUUGCAGUCUUUGUUGCGAUCGCAAGCUUCUAGUUUGCCAGGACACAUACAGGCUGUUUAUGUUCAUAAUAUAUUAAAACUAGCUGCAACAACAUUCGCCAAAGCAGAGAAAGAAGAAGAUACCGAAACCAUGGAAAAGAUUUACGAAUUGAAGGACAAAAUAGCAGCUUUUGUCUGUAGUGGCGAUCUGGAAGUUCAAGAAAGAUCGAGUUCCGCUUUAGUAUUACUUGAAUGUUUAAAAGAAAAUCCUGGUCUUGCGCAGGAAUUAAUAAAGACUUUCGAAGGUGAACUUAAUCCAGUUGCACCAAAGGCACAAAGAAAAGUUCCAAUACCUGAGAAUUUGGAUUUGGAUUCUUGGAUCAAUGAUCCACCUUCGGAGAGUUCGGAUUCAGAAGAUUUAGAUAUGAACGAUAUUUUUAUUAAAACGGAUAAAUCGACUAAUUCGUUUUCUAAACGAGAUUUAAGCGAACCGUCCCUGGAGGAACUCGAGAGGAGACGCGAGGCAAGAAAAUUAGAGCAAGAAAAUAAUCCUCAUUAUCUGAAAGGCUCAUUUAAGACUCCCACAUCAUAUCAUAAUUCAUCGAACGUGUACGAAGACUUUGAAAACAUUCCUGUUGCGGAAUUAGACAUCCCAAUUUCUUUAAAGAUUUCCAACUCGCAUAGAUGUCGCGAUGUAGAUAGCGGUCACAAAAGACAUAAAAAACACGAGAAGAAGAAAUCGAAGAAAAAUAAAAAUAAAAAAUCUGCGUCGGAGGAGGAUGACAAGGAGGAUGAUAGUUUACCACUGCAAGUAGUAAAUACUGGAAUUGGGGAACUACCUCCGGGUGCAGAAAUAAGUGACAGUGACGAGUACGAUUUAGUAGAUGCAAAUGAUCCACAUAGAGCUUUGAACAUCGAUUUGGAUAUGCCUUUACGGGAAGAUGAAAGAUUACCUGUCUUAGAACAUAGAGCGAUUGAAAAUAAAAUAACGAAGAAAGUUGAAGAAAAGGAGAAUAAAAAGGAAAAAGGACAUAGAAAGUCUAAAAGAAAAGUAAAGAAUGUCAUGGAAAACAAGGUAAAUAAUGAAACAGAAUCUAACUUCUGGUUGGAAACUAAUUCAUCCCCUGAGAAAGUGCAAUCUCCUCCUAUAGGAGAAUACAUCGAAGUAUCCAGUGAGCCACAAAAAGAUAGCAAACGCAAAAAGUCAAAGAGUCAAAAUAAACACAAGAAAUCUAACGAAGACGCGAAGCAUAGAAAAUCGAAGAAAUCGAAAAGUAAGAAGGAGAACAAGUCGUUGGAUUAUGAGGAAACAGCUGGGAUAUCCACCCCGUCAAAAGAAAUAUUACCAGAGUUAAAGAACGAUAUUAUAAAUUCCGAAUAUAAUGUAAUCACUGCACAACAAGACGAAAAUGAGGAAUUAGCAAAGAAUAAAGUAAUUUCUAUGAUGUACGGACUGAGACAAAUCCCUCAUGACUCAAAUAAAAUUAUCGUAUCGAUUUGCAUUACGAAUAUAAGUCAAUCGCUUGUAAAAGAAUUAAUCCUUGAUGUUCCAGACACAUCAUCACUCAAAUUAGUUAGGAAUCCUGGAGAUGAAUUUGGAAUAAAACUGCCGUUCCAACUGCCUCUGCAAUCUAGUAAAGAAACUGAGUUUACCGUUCUAGUCUCGGACGUGACGUUUGCUCAGAGACUAAGAGGUACACUGACAUACAUGUUCGAAAGUAAAGAAGGCACGCAACAAGAAAAGCUCGACUUCACCGUGCCCUUAUCGUGCAGCAAUUUUAUGGUCGGACAUCUCUCUCACAAGGACAUACUCACAGAACUUCUCAAAAGUGGUCAAUUAAUAUCUAAAAUUAGAAAAGAAGUGAUGCCGUCUCAAGACUUUGAAGCGGUUCUGAAUAUUAUCUGCCGCAAAUGCAAUCUUACACUUGUGGAACAAAUUAACGAUACUGCAUCUUUAUAUGGACAUUCUCUGAAAGGACAUCAUGUGUGCCUUUUGUUAAAAUAUAACAGAACGACGGAAAAUCUAGUGAUUGAAGGUAAAGGUGACAAUAACUCAUUACUGUCAGGAAUUGGAGAGGAGAUCUUAAGGAUUCUUGCAUAAUAUUGAUCGAGUAUCUAUAUUUUGCAAUUAUUAAUUUCUAUUAUGCAUCGCAGUUAUGUUGAACAUACACUGGGCAGAGGAACACUUUGAUUGUGUCCACCAUAUAUAAAGUAUAUACAUAUAAUUAUAGCGGCUAUAGCGUAUCUGCAAACUCAUUAAAUAUUUUCGGAAAGAAUCUUACCUAACUUCACAUAUAAUCUAGAUCAUAAAGUUUGUUAAAUAUUUAAGAGAUAUACAUAUAUAUAUACACAUACAGACACACGUACAUACACACACACGCGCACACAUACAUAUAUAUAUAUAUAUAUAUAUAUAUAUAUAUAUAUAUAUAUACAUACAUAUAUGCAUAAAUACAUAUACACACGCAUAUGUACAUUUCUAUAUAUGUGAGGUGAGGUUUCAUAAGGAAACUGUGAGAAGAUAAAAAGGGGAGAAUUUAUUGCUAAGAAUUGAAGACACUGGAAUAAAAGUAGAUUAAUGUUUCUAUAUAGGACUUAAGUCUGGCAUAGCAUUGACGUGUGCAAUAAAUACAGGAAUAUUUAAGGUAUCCUUUAAGAUAAUUAUCCACUUUCAACUACUUUGUUGAAUUACAUCAAUAUCUUCCAAAAAACUUCUGUAAAUUACUACAACUUUCUUAUCUUUACAAUGUUGCAUUUACUAUACAGCAUGUAAUAAUCGAAAUAACUUACAAAUAAGGAUUAACUGUUAAGAAGCAAUUCUUUGUACAGUACGGAAAUAAAUGUUAUAAUAGAAACGA